Molecule: messenger RNA, 1767 nt
Organism: Polyodon spathula (Mississippi paddlefish)
Lineage: Eukaryota; Metazoa; Chordata; Actinopteri; Acipenseriformes; Polyodontidae
Product: thioredoxin-related transmembrane protein 1-like
Exons: 8
Coding region: 434-1399 (321 amino acids)
Source: RefSeq, a predicted model, not a curated record
UGACAGAGGAGCAGACAGUUCACCUCCUGAGUCCUGACCACUAGUCCGUGUCAGACCUACCUCACUGAACCCCGUAUCGCUAAACGGGGAUCGAUUUCAAAUUGACUCUGGUAUUAACCGCAGCACAGCCGGGCAGUAACGGACCAGCAAGGCUCCUGUACAGAAAGUCGCUGCGGAAUAAGCUGUCCUGAAACACGGUUCUCUAAAGAAAGCAGCUGAGUCACACUACGUCUUGCUAGUUAUGGUGACUGAAGAUGAGGAGAGAUGUACGCCACGGCCACUGUGUAUUAUUUACUGGCGUUGUGGGUAGCCACUAGUGCGCAAAAUUUAUAAAUAAAAAAAAGCCGAGCUGCAAAGGGGAGGUUUCAGAGCCGGGUAAAGCGGAAGCCGGAGGAAGGAAGGACGGACGGACGAGAGCAGCACAGAGCUAAUAAUGGCGUCUCUGCAGGCAUGCCGAGUCCCUGCAGCCGCAGCGCUUUGUAAAUCGGCAGUCUUCUCCGGAAUAACGUUGCUAGUGUUGGGCGCAGUGGCACCGCAGCCGGCGCUGGGGAAGAGGCACCAUCAGCGCACGAUCACUGAGAGGACCUGGCAAGAUAUACUGGAGGGAGAGUGGAUGAUUGAAUUCUUUGCCCCGUGGUGCCCAGCUUGCCAGCAGCUUCAGCCGGAGUGGAACGCCUUUGCAGAAUGGGGGGAGGACAUUGGGGUCAGUAUCGCCAAAGUGGACGUCACAGAGGAGCCAGGGCUGAGCGGUCGCUUUAUCAUCACAGCUCUUCCAACCAUCUACCACUGUAAAGACGGUGUGUUCAGGAAGUACGAGGGAGGCAGGACUAAGAACGACUUCCUGAGCUUCAUCGAUGAGAAGAAAUGGCGCGAGAUCGAGCCGGUGUCAUCCUGGUUUGGACCCUCGUCCUUCCUAAUGAACACCAUGUCGGGCCUGUUCAAGCUCUCCAUGUUUAUAAGGCAUUGUCACAAUUACUUCACGGAGCACCUGGGCUUGCCGGUGUGGGGCUCCUAUGCUAUCUUCGCUCUGGCCACCCUGUUCUCUGGCCUCGUUCUGGGGCUGAUCCUGGUGUUUGUGGCGGACUGUGUGUUCCCCUUCCGCAGAUUCACUCCUCAGAACUACCAGAGGAAGCAGUCUCUGGACCAGGCUCGGAUCAUGAAGAGGCUGGAGGCGGAGCAGGAGGCAGACGGAGAGGCUGACGAGGAAGACGAGUAUGAUUACGAGGGGGAGGAGGUUUGGAGGAAGAGAGGAGGAGGAGGAGGAGGAGGACGCAGCAGUGAGCCCGAGGAGAGGCACAGCAGGGCCAGAGAGCGGCUCCAUGCACAGGAAGAGGAGGAGGGCUCCCCAGAUACGCUGCGCAAGAGAAACCCUGCCACUGCUGACCAGGGCCACCCCUAGAGGACGGGGGUGGAACUGCAUGCACCUCAUAUACAGUGACUGGGAGAGCUGACCUGAGUCUGCAGUGUGGCUUGAUGCCUGUGCUCUUCAGCUAGCUGUCUGUCUGUCUGUCUAACCUACUGGAGGUGUGCAGGAAAUUAACAUUGGACUGCUCCUUUCAAAAAAAUAAUAAUUAAAGCAAGACAUUGGCUUUCUCUCAAGUAACGUUGCUUCAUUAUUCAGCCAUAAGAUGGCUGUUGGAGCUCUGUAAAAAUGAUACUUAGUAUUCUGCCUAAAAGGGAACUGAUCCUAGCUGCGGUAUUCAACUUUCAUUGUUAGUUUUUUUUUGAUUUGCUUAAAAGCUGACCUGUCGAGAGACAGGUUUCGUA